Molecule: messenger RNA, 945 nt
Organism: Acanthocheilonema viteae
Lineage: Eukaryota; Metazoa; Nematoda; Chromadorea; Rhabditida; Onchocercidae
Source: the annotation of a GenBank genome assembly
AUGAUACGAAUCGUUGAAUUGGAUGGAUGUCCGUGGCGAUGUGAUUGUCAUUUACGAGAUUUUAUAGCUUUUCAACGAAAAACUUUAAAUGCCAAAUCAUCACAAUGUUAUGAACCAUCACAAAUUCGUGGCAUCAGUUGGGAUGAUCUUAAUUUAGAGGAUUUCGCAUGUGGACCAGUGAUCGAAACACCACUUCAGGAAACACUGCAGGUAAGAGAAGGUGAAACGAUAUCGUUCCUAUGUAAUGUUUGGGGUGACCCUAUGCCUACAGUACAAUGGCAUAAAAAUGAGUUGACCUAUCGGUUCCUGCAUUGGAAUGAUGAUCGAAUUGUAGUAGAAGCUAUUACAUCCAGCAAUGGAACAUAUCAUUUGAUGCAUAUUCAUGAAACGAUACCUGGAGAUGAGGCUACUUAUUGGUGCAGAGCUACCACAGGUUUUCUCACCACUACAAAGCGUUUCGAUCUACGAAUUAAUUCAAUUAGGCGAUUAAAUAGAAAUGAAGAAGAGGAACAAUCAUUUAUAUCAAAUGCGCCCGAUAUCUUCAAAACAUUUUGGGGAGAAACUGAACAAUGGGAACGAAUUGUACUGCAAAACUGGCCCAUAUGGCAAUUAAUGUUUGUUAUUAUAUUACUCGCUACAAUAAUAUUCUUUGUUGCUUGUAUUCUCGUGCUUAUUCGUUGGUAUCGCAUUCAGAAUCACUCUGAUCAUUCCCAGUCAAAAGAAGCAGAAACGCUCGAGAUAACGAAAACAACAACGCGUUCAACUUUGGCAAUGGCAACAAUGCAAGAUGAAUUCACUGAGCUAUUGCAAAUACAAAAAUCAAAAUCACAACUAUUACAAAAAGAUCAAGUAUCAAGAAGUGCUAAUGAAUUAAUUCGAAAAGCACCUCUGGCACAAUACGAUCGUGAUACUUCUAUAUUGCCAUUUAUACAAACUUCUUUAUAA